Molecule: messenger RNA, 2538 nt
Organism: Rangifer tarandus platyrhynchus (Svalbard reindeer)
Lineage: Eukaryota; Metazoa; Chordata; Mammalia; Artiodactyla; Cervidae
Source: the annotation of a GenBank genome assembly
AUGUUUUCUCACGACCCCCUAACCGAGGAGACCCGAGAGCUCUUGGACAAGAUGCUGGCGGACGAUGCAGAGGCGGGCGCCGAGGAUGAGAAGGAGGUGGAGGAGCUGAAGAAACAGGGCAUCAACCCCCUGCCCAAGCCACCCCCCGGCGUGGGCCUCCUGCCCACCCCACCCCGCCCACCCGGCCCACCAGCCCCCACGUCUCCGAAUGGCCGGCCCAUGCAGGGCGGCCCCCCGCCCCCACCCCCACCCCCGCCUCCGCCCCCUGGACCCCCUCAGAUGCCCCUGCCAGCGCAUGAGCCGCUGUCCCCGCAGCAGCUGCAGCAGCAGCAGGACAUGUACAAUAAGAAGAUCCCCUCCUUGUUCGAGAUUGUGGUGCGGCCCACGGGGCAGCUGGCUGAGAAGCUGGGUGUGAGGUUCCCUGGACCUGGAGGACCCCCUGGGCCAAUGGGCCCUGGGCCCAACAUGGGACCCCCAGGGCCGAUGGGGGGCCCAAUGCAUCCUGACAUGCACCCUGACAUGCACCCGGAUAUGCACCCGGACAUGCACCCCGACAUGCACCCCGAUAUGCCGAUGGGCCCCGGCAUGAACCCUGGCCCGCCCAUGGGCCCUGGCGGCCCUCCCAUGAUGCCCUACGGUCCCGGAGACUCCCCACAUUCUGGAAUGAUGCCCCCCAUCCCGCCAGCCCAGAACUUCUAUGAAAACUUCUACCAGCAGCAGGAGGGCAUGGAGAUGGAGCCGGGACUCAUUGGGGACGCAGAGGACUACGGGCACUACGAAGAGCUGCCGGGGGAGCCUGGGGAGCACCUCUUCCCCGAGCACCCUCUGGAGCCAGACAGCUUCUCUGAGGGAGGGCCCCCAGGCCGGCCGAAGCCAGGCGCCGGUGUCCCUGACUUCCUGCCCUCGGCCCAGAGGGCCCUGUACCUGAGGAUCCAGCAGAAGCAGCAGGAGGAGGAGAGAGCGAGGAGGCUGGCUGAGAGCAGCAAGCAGGACCGGGAGAAUGAGGAAGGUGACACUGGAAACUGGUACUCAAGCGACGAGGAUGAAGGUGGGAGCAGUGUCACCUCCAUCCUGAAGACGCUGAGGCAGCAGACGUCCAGCCGGCCCCAGGCUUCUGUUGGGGAGCUGAGCAGCAGUGGGCUGGGGGACCCCCGCCUCCAGAAGGGACACCCCACGGGAGGCCGACUGGCUGACCCCCGCCUCAGCCGGGACCCCAGGCUCUCCCGCCACGCUGAGGCUUCCAGCGGGUCAGGCCCAGGUGACACCGGACCCUCUGACCCGCGACUGGCUCGCUCCCUACCCAGCUCCAAGCCCGACGGCGGCUUGCAUUCCAGCCCUGCUGGUCCCGGGGGCUCCAAGGGGUCUGGACCACCCCCGGCAGAAGAAGAGGAAGGGGAGCGGGCCCUUCGGGAGAAGGCCGUCAACAUUCCCUUGGAACCGCUCCCUGGGCACCCGCUGCGGGACCCGCGGUCACAGCUGCAGCAGUUCAGCCACAUCAAGAAGGCCGUGACCCUAAGCCGGCCCAGCUUCGCCCGCACUGUGCUCUGGAGCCCCGAGGACCUGAUCCCGCUGCCCCUGCCCAAGCAGGAGGCCGCGCCCCCCGUGCCUGCUGCCCUGCAGUCUCUGCCGGCGCUGGAUCCCAGGCUGCACCGCGCCGCCACCUCGGGGCCCCCCAAUCCCCGGCAGCGUGCAGGCAACUCCGCAGAUGCCAGCGCGGCUGGCUCCAGCCUGCCUGACUUUGAGCUCCUCUCUCGCAUCCUCAAGACUGUCAACGUCACCGGCCCCUUGGCCACCCCUGGCUCCAGCGACAAGCCCAGUGACCCCCGAGUGCGGAAGACACCCACCGACCCCCGGCUGCAGAAACCCACAGACUCCGCCACUGCCUCCUCGCGGGCAGCCAAACCCGGCCCCGCCGAGGUCCCCUCUCCAGCCGCCAGCCCCAGCGGGGAGUCCUCCCCGCCGGCCACCGCCCCCUACGACCCCCGCGUGCUGGCAGCCGGCGGCCUGGGCCAGGGUGGCGGGGGCGGCCAGAGCAGCGUGCUGAGCGGCAUUAGCCUCUACGACCCCAGGACUCCCAACGUGGGGGGCAAAGCUGCGGAGUCUGCCGCCGACGCGGGCACCCAGCCCAAGGGCCCUGAGGGCAACGGCAGGAGCUCCGCUGCCGCCAAGGCCAAGGAGCCCCCAUUUGUCCGCAAGUCCGCCCUGGAGCAGCCCGAGUCCGGGAAGCCCGGGGCCGAUGGGGCCACGGCCACGGACAGAUACAACAGUUACAAUCGGCCCCGGCCUAAGGCCGCCGCGGCCGCUGCGGCCCCCGCUGCCGCCGUGGGUGCCCCGUCAGCAGAGGGCAGCCUACCCCAGCCCGGCGUGCACAACCUGCCCGUGCCCACCCUCUUCGGGACCGUGAAACCGGCACCCAAGACGGGCUCCGGAAGCCCAUUUGCUGGCAACAGCCCAGCCCAAGAGGGUGAGCAGGACGCUGGGUCCCUGAAAGAUGUGUUUAAAGGCUUCGACCCCACUGCCUCCCCCUUCUGCCAGUAG